GGACCAGGAGGCGGCGGGGGCCGCGGAACCGCUGGCCACCCACUCGCGCCGCCAUGUGACGCGGUCCUCCGGGUCUGCGAGCCCCCGCGCGCCCGCGCCCGGCACCAUGCUCCUGCCCGGACACGCGCGCCAGCCGCCCGCGCCGCAACCAGCGCAGCAUCCUGGCCUCCGCAGGCAGGUAGAGCCUCCCGGGCAGCUCCUGCGCCUCUUCUACUACACGGUCCUGGUGUGCUCCAAAGAGACCGCAGCGCUCGCGGAUUUCUCCGGUUACUUAACCAAACUCCUGCAAAACCACACCGCCUAUGCCUGUGACGGGGACCAUUUGAAUCUACAGUGCCCUCGGCAUUCUACAAUAAGUGUCCAAUCGGCAUUUUAUGGGCAAGAUUACCAAAUGUGUAGCUCCCAGAAGCCUGCCUCCCAGAGGGAAGACAACUUAACCUGUGUGGCACCCACUACCUUGCAGAAGGUGCUGGAUGAGUGCCAGAACCAGCGGGCCUGCCACCUCCUGGUUAAUAGCCGUGUCUUUGGACCUGACCUUUGUCCAGGAAGCAGUAAAUACCUCCUGGUCUCCUUUAAAUGCCAGCCUAAUGAAUUAAAAAACAAAACUGUAUGUGAGGACCAGGAGCUGAAGUUACACUGCCACGAGACCAAGUUCCUCAACAUCUACUCUGCCACCUAUGGCAGGAGGACCCAGGAAAGGGAUGUCUGCUCCUCAGAUGCAGAGCGGCAACCUCGCUUUGACUGCUUGUCUUACUCAGCUUCACAAGUCCUGUCCCAAAAGUGCUAUGGGAAGCAGAGAUGCAAAGUCCUCGUCAAUAAUCGCCACUUUGGAAGCCCCUGUCUUCCAGGAGUGAAAAAAUACCUCACUGUUACCUACGCAUGUGUUCCCAAGAACAUACUCACAGCGAUUGAUCCAGCUGUUGCUAAUCUAAGCCCUCCUUUGAAGAAAGCAGGUAUAAACUCUGACCCAAGUGAAUCGAGGGUUGUGCGGAAAGACGGAGUUAUCAUUAGCAACUCUCUGGCCACGUUUGCGUACAUUAGAGCGCAUCCCGAGAGAGCUGCCCUGCUGUUUGUGUCUAGCGUCUGCAUCGGCCUGGCCCUCACACUGUGUGCCCUGGUCAUCAGAGUGUCCUGUACCAAGGACUUCCGGGAGCUGCAGCUGGGGAGGGAGCACCUGGUGCCAGGCAGUGACAAGGCUGAGGACAGUGAGGAGGAAGUGGAAGAGGAGGAGUCCUCUGACUCCGAGUUUCCCGUGGAACUGUCAGGGCUUUGUAGGACUUCAUAUCCAGCCUACAGUUCCAUAGAGGCCGCAGAGCUGGCUGAAAGGAUUGAGCGCAGGGAGCAAAUUAUUCAAGAAAUAUGGAUGAACAGUGGUCUAGACACCUCACUCCCGAGGAACAUGGGCCAUUUCUACUGAAAGCCAGAUGCAUCUGGAUGAAAUCACACUUUCUGAAGAGGGAAGGCUCCAGAAUGCCCCACCCCUUGAGUUUUGGCUCACUUGUACCUUCUGUGAAGGCGAAUUUGUCAUGUCAUCUGAGACUGGUGAAGCCAGAAAGUUGUCAAAGGGACAUUCCAAACUGUUUACAGCACAUACCAAAAUAAACUAGGAGGAAGAGGA
Nannospalax galili (Upper Galilee mountains blind mole rat) is the source of this 1618-nucleotide messenger RNA. RefSeq names its product eva-1 homolog C (gene Eva1c). The record is from RefSeq and is a predicted model, not a curated record. Gene Ontology annotation, molecular function: heparin binding; carbohydrate binding. Gene Ontology annotation, cellular component: extracellular region. NCBI's taxonomy places the organism in Eukaryota, Metazoa, Chordata, Mammalia, Rodentia, Spalacidae. The transcript has 8 exons. Bases 107 to 1417 code for a protein of 436 amino acids.